Saccoglossus kowalevskii is the source of this 1081-nucleotide messenger RNA. RefSeq names its product quinone oxidoreductase PIG3-like. The record is from RefSeq and is a predicted model, not a curated record. Gene Ontology annotation, molecular function: NADPH binding; quinone reductase (NADPH) activity; quinone binding. NCBI's taxonomy places the organism in Eukaryota, Metazoa, Hemichordata, Enteropneusta, Harrimaniidae.
UGACACGAUUCGUUAUAAUACAGGAAUCGUUACUAGUUGUCUUAUUUGCACAAAUCUUUGAUCGUAAGGUAACCAUGGCAACAACAAUGCAGGCUGUCCAGCUUGAUGAGCCAGGCACUUCAGAUAAGCUGUAUAUUGGCACUGUUGCCAUGCCAACAUUGACAGCAAAUGAAGUUUUAAUAAAAGUUUUUGCAACAGCUAUCAACAGAGCUGACUUAUUGCAGAGGAAAGGUCUGUAUCCACCACCAAAGGGUGCCAGUAAUAUAUUAGGCUUGGAGGCGGUUGGCAUCAUUGAAGACAAAGGAAUAAAUUGUUCUGAUAAACUUAGCGUAGGUGAUCGAGUACUUGCUCUACUACCAGGGGGAGGAAAUGCAGAAUAUGUAACAGCACAUGAGGGGCAGGUAGCUGUCAUUCCAUCUGGAAUGUCUUUCACCACGGCUGCUGCUAUACCAGAAGUAUGGCUGACUGCAUAUCAACUGUUACAUUUUGUUGGUAAGUUACAGAAAGGCGAGCAUGUAUUAAUACAUGCUGGUGGUAGUGGUGUUGGAACUGCAGCAGUACAGUUAGUAAGACUUGCAGGUGGUGUUCCCAUAGUUACAGCUGGCAGUGAAGACAAAAUCAAAAAGGCAGUUUCUCUUGGAGCAGAAGUAGGAUUCAAUUACAAAGAAGGAAGCUUUGUAGAGAAGGUGUUGAAACAAACUAACAGUGAGUCGGUAUCUUUAAUUUUUUCUUUGAUAGCUCAUAUACCAAAUGAAUGCUGUUAUUUGAUCUUACAGUAUAAAACAGCUUUGGUGAAAGAGUUCAGUGAGAAUGCCUUGCCAUACUUUAAUGUUGGAAGUACUCACCAACUGAAAACAGUUAUAGAUACAGUAUUUCCACUGCAAGAUAUUGGCAGAGCACAUCAGUAUAUGGAAGAUAAUAAAAACAUUGGAAAAAUUGUAAUCCAAGUCAGAGAUGAGAAACAGGAACCACCUCGCAGUGAAUUAUGAUGAGACAUUGAUAUUGAAAUGUAACCAUGUUGAUAUUGGGUUCUACUGUAAUUUGAGAUACUAUUAAUUAUUAAAUAUGUACUUCAUUUUUU